UCCUUCCCUCCCCUGCUCCGCCUGCUGCUCCUCGCAUCGGCCAAAACUCGAAACCGGCGCCGCAACCCGCCGCAUCCGCGGCCGCCGACCGGAUCCCCCCGCCGCACGCUCCCCGACACGGCCGCGUCAACUCCACCUGCGCCCCCGCGACCUCGUCCCUGCGAGCGCACAUGAUCACGCGGUCAAACCCCAGAGGCAGAGACCCAGCCCGCCCGCUCCGCUAGGAAAUAACAGCUGCAGGCAGCAGCAACCCAAUGCUGUGCUCCUCCCACCACCCCUCUACCACCUCCUGCGCGCGCAAGUCAACUCCCACCCGCGGCCGCCGCGCCCCACGCCGGCCCCCAUGGCUCGCUCCGCGCCCGCUAGUCUCGUCGCCGUCUUCCUCCUGGUCCUGGCGCUCCUCCUCGCCAUCGCCGCCGCACAGGGCCCGCCGCUGCUACCCACCAACCCCUCCGACGCGGCCGCCCUGCACGCCGUGUUCCGGCAGUGGCGCCUGGAGGGCGACGCUGCGGCAGAGGACCCGUGCGAGAAGGGCGCCUGGUCCUGGUCGUUCGCGGUAAACGCGUCUGUCGACUGCGACUGCUCCAGCGGCGUCGAGUGCCGCAUCACGCAGCUGAAUGUGACUGGUUACAGGAACAUCACGGAGAUCCCGCCGGCGCUCUUUAAUCUGACGGAGCUUGUCUCUCUGGAUUUGAGUAAUAACAACUUGAGUGGUUCAGUUCCCCGAGAGGUUGGCAAUCUUUCCAAGCUGGAAACAUGGCACUUCAAUAAUAACAAUCUCAGUGGAUAUUUUCCUCAUGAGUCAUCACUUUUAAGGAAUCUCAAGUCCCUGUGGAUGUUUGAUAAUUACAUCGAAGGGCCUAUUCCAGAAUUUAUUCAGAACUUAACCAACCUGACAGACUUGCGAUUAUAUGGGAUGAAACUUCAAGGACCUAUUCCACAAAAUUUCUCCAAAUUGAUCAAUCUAGAAAACCUGAUGCUUGGUGACCUUGAGGGCAACUAUACUUCUUUUGUGUUCGUAGAAAACUGGGCAAACCUUUCAACAUUAUCUCUAAGGAAAUGUGGGCUCACAGGCCAGCUUCUUAGUCCUCCCCGAAACUUGCCCAAGCUGAAAUACCUGGAUUUGACAUCGAACAAUUUAUCAGGCUCAAUAAAACUAUUGCUUCAAUACAAGGACUCAUUAAACUUCAUAUAUGUAGGUAAUAACAGCUUCAGUGAACGUCUGCCUCCUGAAAUUAUUCAACCAUCCGUUCCUUUGGAUGUUUCAUAUAAUCCUUUCAUUAACGGAUCCCUUCGUAGCAUCCCUGCUGGUCAGAAGUGGCCCAUAAAUUAUAUCGGAACUUCAGUUGAUGCAAAUGGAACAAUCAACAGUGGAAGUCUCACAAUCCUCAACUGCCUUCGCAUGCAAGAAUGCAACAGAAACGAUUUAACUAAUCAUGCAACUUCCUUCGCUAUAAACUGUGGUGGCAAGCAAACUAGUUAUUCAGAUCGAAUGCCAACUGUUUUCUCUGAAGACUCCACUGAUCUUGGAGGAGCAGGCUUUCAUGUUAAUACUACCAGUCAUUGGGUAGUUAGUCAUGUGGGUUCUGAUCCAUUUAGCAAAUCCCCUGGCAUUGUACGCGAUAUUCUGGAAACAGACAUGCUAGAGCUCUACAAAACAGCAAGGACAUCAACAGGUGCAUUGAGGUACUAUGUGGUAGGUUUGGCAAACGGGAAAUACACAGUCCAACUCUUCUUCGCAGAGAUAGUCAUAGUUGAUGGACCAGGACGGCGUGUAUUUGACAUUGAUAUUCAGGAUAGGAAUAUCAGGAAGGAUUUUGACAUUGCUAAGGAAGCAGGAGGUUCCAGAAAACCCACUAACAUAACCCAUGAAGUGAUUGUUGACAACUCCAUACUGGUAAUGCAUCUAUAUUGGAGCGGACGAGGCACCUGCUGCAUUCCAUAUGAAGGAGCUUAUGGGCCACUUGUGUCAGCAAUAAAAGUUACCCGUUUCCAAGACCCCAAGAUCAGUCCCCCACAAGUACCACAUUCUGGUUCUUCACGACAGGAUGAAAAGCGAAGAGGAAUUAUUGCAGGCAUUGCAGCUCUUUGUAUAGCUGCUGCAGUAAUAUCUUCAUCCGUGGUUUACCUUUGGUGGAAAUGGGUUUCGCUUGUGAAACGUGCAAUGGCAUGAGGAAUUCAGGAAUUUUGGUGUAUAUAUCUGAUUUUCAUCCUGUUUAUUUUCCAUGCGUCGAGCCUUGUGUAUUUGUGUUGUAUGUGUGCUGAGUUUUGGUUGCGAGCAUAACUAGAAGGAUACAAAUUGUUGUACAGUUCACUUUGUGAUGAAAGCUUAGUCUGUAGUUUUGCUUCACUAUUGUAACCCAGGACAAUGUCUCAUGAAUUUCUACUACUGAUUUACACAAAAUUUAUUUUGAUGUCUGAUCAAAAUCAUUGUUCUUAUUUU
Messenger RNA from Panicum hallii, 2443 nucleotides. Its product is annotated as probable LRR receptor-like serine/threonine-protein kinase At1g56130. NCBI's taxonomy places the organism in Eukaryota, Viridiplantae, Streptophyta, Magnoliopsida, Poales, Poaceae. The transcript is spliced from 17 exons. Gene Ontology annotation, molecular function: protein binding. The record is from RefSeq and is a predicted model, not a curated record. The coding region runs from base 344 to 2173 and encodes 609 amino acids.